Molecule: messenger RNA, 8148 nt
Organism: Closterium sp. Naga37s-1
Lineage: Eukaryota; Viridiplantae; Streptophyta; Zygnematophyceae; Desmidiales; Closteriaceae
Source: the annotation of a GenBank genome assembly
AUGGCCUCACUAGCCGCUUCAGCUAAAGGUCUUCUCGUGAACACGGACCAGAUUACAGCAGCCGCUGACCUGUUCACCAGCACUUCCGCUAGUCAGCAGCGAAUGUCGCAGGAAUCACUGUUACAGCCGCGGGAUCCGCAACCUCAGUCGCCGGAUUCGCAACCGCAGUCACGGGAUUCAGAAACUCAGUCCCAGGAUUUGCAACUUCAGUCUCAGGGAAAGAGCGGCUGGUCGUCGGUGGUGGUCCUCGGCUCAGGGCUCAGCGUCACAGCCAUGGCGGGAGCGCACAUGGCGGCAUACGGAUCGCCCACAUAUAUCCUGGACCUGCUUUCCUCGCUGGGAUUGUCAGCUGAUAUCAGAGUUCUCGAGGCCUCGGCGUUCUCGCUGUGGCACGUGUCGAACGUCGCCGACAAUCAGGUGUCGCUGCUCAUCUUCUUCCUCAUGACGGCCCUCUGUGCAGCCGCCGCUGCCACCCUCAAGCUCUCCCCCCUGCCCUCAGCUCCACGUGCGACCAUUUCUGCGAGCGAGAGCGAGAGCGAGAGCGAGCAGAGCGGCAUGGUUAGCGCCAACAGCACUAGCCUGGAGGAAGCGGCCUGCGAUCUCGUCGGCCAGGAGGAGGAGUCGAAGGUCGAGGCGACCCCGAGCUCGAGCGGCGGGAGUCGCUCAUCGGCUUGGUUCUCCUUCUCUUUCUCCAGCCGCUCGGCCUCCCCGGCGGCCGCUAGCGCUCCUUCUCCCUGCACCCCGUCUGACCAUGUCGUUCCGGAAGCCGUCGUCGCACGAAGCGAUAUGGAACCCAGCACUAGCAGCUCUAGCCCCAGCAGCAGCAGCAGCAGCAGCGGUGGUGGUUUUUUCCCGUCCAGCAUCAGCCUGCCGGGGUACUGGUUCCCUUUCUCCGCCUCUAACUCGACCUCCGUCACGCCCUCGCCCUCACCAGCACAGUCCGACUCGUCCACAGUGUCAGUAGCGGAAUUGACGGUCAGCAGCGACAAGUCCGUCACGUCCCUGCCCGCCCUCAUAGCCGCAUCGCCGAUGCCCCUCGCAGCCCCGUCCGCGGGCCUGGGCCUGUCGUCGACCCGCGCGAGCGCGUUUCUUCGACUGGACUCGGAGGACGACCUGAGCGACGUGUCGAGCGACGACGAGCAGGAGGAAGAGGUGGAGGAGGUGCGGGAGCUCGAGCCCCGGGCGGAGGGAGAGGUGAAAGCGGCGGGCCUGCCGCUGUCCCGUAGCCUGCCGAGCAGCCUUUGCCUGACGUUGCCUCGGAGCAUGAGCAUGAAUCUUUCCAGCAGCAUCUCUAUGGGGCUGAGCAGCGCCAGCAGCGCAAGCAGCAGCGCGUGGAGCAACGUCGCGCAGUGGUCGCAGAGCGUGAUGAAGUCGCCCGUGUCGCUGUCGCUCGGAGAAUCGCCUGCCGUGCUCGUCAGGAGCCUCUCGCAGCUCUUCGCUUCGGCGUCACGGUCCAUGGCUGCUCUGCCCACGGUCCAUAGCGAGUCAUGCAUCGACGAUAUGAGCAACCCCGCGGAGCUGCGAGACCGCGCCAUGGAUGGUCUGGACGCCGCGGACUCGCGCGCGGUGGAGGCGGAGCUGCGGGAGGCGACCGCGCUGGUGGGCACGCGCGACCUGGCGGCGCUGAUGCUGCGGCUGGACUGGUCGUAUGACGACGAGCAGGGCCCGUGGGAGAUGAUCAUUGACAAGCACAGCAGCGACGUCGAGUACAUGACGUGGCGCCGCGACCCGCAGGACGGCGGUGUGACUGAGUACCGGUCGCGCAUCCGCUUCAUAGGCGCGACUGCACGCGACACCUGCGCCUUCUACACAGACUGCGCGUACAUGCCGCGCUGGGACCCCAUGCUGCGCUCCAUGGCGCCGCUCCUCGCCUGCCCUGCGACCGGCGUGCAGAGUGCACGCUUCGAGCGCAAGUACCCCUUCUGCGCGCCCCGCGAGUAUGUGCUCGCAUGGCGAGUGUGGCAGCAGGGGGAGAGCGUGGACGCGGCAGGGAUGCAGGGUGGCAAGGGCGAGACGUUCUUCUGUAUCACCAAGGCAGUGGAGGAUGUGAAUGUGCCCCGGAAGAACAAGCCACGGCGCGUGGACGUGUACCGAUCCGAGUGGCGCAUGAAAGAUGUGGUGCUCCCGGACGGCAGGAUAGCAGCAGAGAUGGACAUGGUGGUGCAGGAGGACAGCGGCAUGCAGAGAGACAUGGCCAAACUGGCAUACCGCCGUGGAGCAUGGGGCUACAUCCGCAGCACUGACUCACACCUGCGCUCUUACAUCAAGGAGCACAGCCCCUCGCAUGGAAAGGCGCCAGCUCGCUGUGCCAUGCUGGAGCAAGCAGCAAGUGGGUCACCGCCUCGCGUGAUGCCUCCGCUGUCUGUGGUUAAGCAGGUGCCAUCUCACCUGAUCCCCGAGGGUACACCAGAUACUGCCUUCCACGCUCAUUGCCGUCACACAGCCACUGCUGCUCCUAGCUUUGCCAUGGCAGCAGCAGUAGCAGAGGCCCAGAAGUUGCAUGCGGCUGGCAUUGCAGCUCUGCCUGGAGGUGAACAUAAGCCAGCAGCUGGAAGCUCUGCAAUAGAGGGUGUGACUGGUCAGUCGCAGUCCUCACAAGAGGAGCAGCAGCAGCAGCAGAAGCAGGGGAGGCGGUUCAGGCCACUGGCAGCACUCCGACAUUUACUCAUGCCAGCAGCUACAGUAGCUGCUGUUGGGCUAGGCGGUGGAGGAUUGCUGUGUCUGAAUGGUGGAGCUGUGGGGACCGCCUCUAAGGUGCUGCUUGUUCUCACUGUCCGCUCCUUGGUCCUGCGACCUCGUGCUUCUUCAGCCAUCGACGGCAUGGAGCGAUCGUUCCAGAGCGCGCAGCACAGCACCGGCGGCCACAACCAGUCGUCAUGGCGGCAAGAGCCGACGGGUACUUACGCGGAAGAUGACAAAUCGACGGAUUCGGCGACGCCUCACCUCCGUGGCCCUGUGCGAAGCUUCAAGUCGUCGACGCGCGACAAGAGUCGCGAGCGUCGCACGUCACGCGAGCGUGGAGAGGAACACAGUGCGAAGCACGAAUCUGGGGAGCACCGGCAACGACACUCGCAGCCGCCGCCACAGCAGCAGCAGCAGCGGGAGGAAGGCACGGACAGACACUACACGGCGUGGGAGGAGGAUGAGCGGUAUCAGCAGCAGCAGCGGCGCGAGGAGCGGUCCCGCCAGCAUCGUUCGCACGGCGCACGUGCGCACACGAGCUUCCGCGCCGCUCCCGCGGGUGCGGACGAAGAGGCGGUGUGGGAAAGGCCGAAGCAUCGCGAGAGGCGGAGUGAGAGGGGAAGAGCGAGCGACAAGGAGUGGGGAUGGGAGGAGGGGGAGGAGGGGGAGGAGAUCGGCAAAGGUUGGGAGAAAGAUCGGAGUUUCGAGAAGGAGAUUUUGGCGGGCGCGGAAGAGGAGGAGGAGGAGGAGGGGGAGGAGGGGGAGGAGGUUGGCAUAGCAGCGGGCGUGGAGAAGAUACGCGGGCGCGCGAAAGAUAUGCCCGCCGAUGGUCACGGCCUGUCGAGCGAGGGUGCGGGAGUGGGACUGGAGGAAGGGGAGCUAUCGGAAGGGGAGAUUCCGUUGCAAGAUCGCGAUCACGACGGCGAGAACGAACACGAGGCCGUGCCUGCGGCGCGGCCGCACCCCCCGCGGGACAAACCGCUUUCGCAUAAUCUCGACGGUGGACAGACGGCCAAGGAGCGCAGGGAAGCGGGGAGGCGGAGUGCGGAGAAAGACGCGCAGUUACUCGCGCGGGAGCAGCGCUGCUGGAGUGGUGGUGCUGCUGAAUGGGAGGAGCAGGGAGAGGACGGCUGGAAGUUGCGCAUUCACGGUGAGGGAGGCAGUAGGGACGACAAAGAGGAGGAGGAAGAGGAGAAAGUGGUGAAAGAGGAGGAGGAGGAAGAGGAGGAGGGUCAGGUGGAUGCGAGUUACGGCCACGGGGGUCAGUGGUGGCGGGAGCAGGAGCAGACGCGCCGCAGAAGCGAGGAGCGGGAGCGCAAAGAGGAACGGAACGGUGGCGAGGUUGGCGAGGCGGAGAGGGGGCGGCGGGCGCAGUGGGGAGGACUGGAGGCGGAGCAGGGCUCCCGCGGACACCACCCCCAGCGGUCCUUCUCCCGCCGCGCGCAGGGCGAGGCGCAGAUGGGUCGCGCGCACCGAGAGGGCGGCGCUGAGGGUGGCGGCGACGGCGAGCGUCACUGGGCGGCGAGUGCGACGAUGAGCAAGGGAGGAAGGGGCGACGAGAAGGGCAUGUGGCGGAGCGUUGAAAGGGUGGGCGCGGGAGAGGAGGUGGGCGGGGUGAGGGGUCAGGUGAUCGUGAAGCAGGAAAAGGAGGAGGAGGAGGAGGAGAGGGAGGAGGGGCAGCAUGUGGAAGCGCGGAUGGAGGAGGGGGAGGAGGUGGGGUACGAGCAUGAGAGGGAGCGCAGGCGACACAGGGAGAGGCGGCAUGAGGAGAGGCGUGACCAUCGAGGCGAGAGGGGCGGUGACAAGGAGGACACGCAGCGAGGGGAGAGCCACCGGCAUAAGAAGAAGCGGAGGAGAUCGAGGCACGAGCAGGAUCGCGAGCACGAGCAUGAGUACGAGCAGGAGCAGGAGCAGCAUGUGGAGAAGCACGGGUAUGAGCACGAGGAGGGGGAGCGGGAUCCGCGUGAGCGAAGCAGGGAGCACUGGGAAGGCAAGCGCGGCGUGCCGAGCGAGGGAGAUUACUACGAUGGGAAGGACGGCGGGGAUAAGGCGGGAAGGAGGCGGCACAGGGAGAGGCAGCGGGGGAGAGAGGGUGCGGAGGAGCAGGAGGGAAGGAUAGCAGCUAGGUCAGGGUCGUCUGAGAGAAGGGCGAGAUCUAAGGAGCGAUGGUCGUCACGGGAGAGAGGCGUGUCGCGGGAAAGGGACGUUUCUCGGGAGAGAAUUGGAUCGCAGCAGAGAGUUGGAUCGCGGGAGAGGGAAUUGGAAAGAGGGAGAGGUUCAUCAAUGGAAAGGGGCGCGUCGAGGGAGCGGGGUGCAUCAAGGGAGCACGGAGCGUGGAGGGCCAAAGCAGGUUCUGCUAUGGAAGCUAGUGCCCCGUUUGAUCCGUUUCCUCAGGCGCACGUGGGGACUGCUGAGCAGCCGUGGGCAGAACAGGCCGCACAAGAAGCUGAUGCAGCUGCCGCCGCCGCCGCCGCUGCUGCUGCUGCUGCUGCUGCCGCCUCCGCUGCUGCCGCCUCUGCUGCUGCAGCUGCUGCUGUGGGCGGUGUUGACAGGGGCAGCGCUGCUCCUGGUGCUCCUGGUGGUGUUGUGAGUGGCAGUGGGAUGGCGAGCGCUCCAAGCAAGGCUAUGGAGGGUUCCAGGCACCGUUCUCGUUGGCAGCCUGCAGAAGAGCCCGUGCUGGGGCAUGCACCCUCUGCGGGUGCAGCAGGGCAGGCUGCUGCGGGUGGUACUGUAGGGAGCAUUGCUGCUCCUGCCAGUGCUGUUGUGGGAGGAAUUCUGGCUGAGGGCGCGGGUGCAGGAGCGCCAGAUUCCAUUGCUGCUGCUGCUGCUAAUGGCGCUGCUGCUGGCGCUGCUGCUGGUGGUGGCAGUGGGGAUGGCAAGACAGGAAAACGCAGGCGCAGCAGGUGGGGCCCUGCUGAAGGAGACGCGGCAGCAGCAGCAGCAGCAACAGGUGCAGGCGAAGAGGCAGGAGCAGCGGCAGGAGGAGCAGCAGCAGGAGCAGACGCGGGUGCUGCGGGAAACAGCGCAGCAGGAGGGCAGCGCAAGCGUAAGAGCCGAUGGGGCGACAGCGAUCCCUCUGCUGCAGCUGCAGCAGGAGUGGGCGUUGGCGUUGGCGGGGUGACGAGCGCUGCUGCAGCUCUCCUCUCUUCCAUCAAGCUCCCAGAAUUCGUGCGGGAGAUCUCAGGAGACCUCAACCCCGAGGUGCAAGCACUCAACAUCCGGUUGCUGGAAAUAAACAAGAAGCUACAGGCAGGCAAUCUUACUGGGGAUUCUGCUGCAGGGCUAGAGGGCGCCAUGGCUGCUGCGCUUGGGCUCACGGAGGAACGCUCGGUGGAGCGGUCUCCGUCGCCCGAGCCGAUAUACGACAACAUGGGCGUGCGAGUGAACACGCGGGAGCAGCGCGUGAAAGAGAAGCUGAUGCGGGAGCGGCAGGAGGUGAUUGCGGAGAUGAUAAAGAAGAACCCUGGGUUCAAACCGCCUGCGGAUUACAAGCCGCCCAAGUAUUAUAAGAAGCUGUUCAUCCCCAUGAAAGAAUACCCGGGGUAUAAUUUCAUUGGGUUGAUUAUCGGGCCGCGCGGCAACACACAGAAGCGUAUGGAGAAAGAGACGGGUGCCAAGAUUGUGAUCCGGGGGAGAGGGUCUGUGAAGGAGGGGCGGGCGGCGAAGGGCGGGAGGGAUUUCAAGCCCGACCCGGCGGACAACGAGGAUUUGCACGUGCUGGUGGAGGCGGAUAGCGAGGCAGCUCUUAACGAGGCGGCGGAUAUGGUUCAGAAGCUGCUGGUUCCUGUAGACGAGGGGCACAACGAGCACAAGCGCGCGCAGCUGAGGGAGCUUGCGGCGCUCAAUGGCACGAUCCGAGAGGAGGAGCUGGUGUGCCGGCUGUGUGGGGAGCAGGGCCACAGGCAGUACAACUGCCCCGACCGGCACUCGACUUUCCGGUCUGAAGUCAUGUGCACGAUCUGCGGGGAUGGGGGGCAUCCGUCUGUGGAUUGCCCCAUGAAGGGCGCGGGCGGAGGGGGAGGGGGCGGCGGCGGGGGAGCGCAGGGGCAGAAGCUUGACGAGGAGUAUAUGUCGUUCCUGGCUGAGGUGGGGGGAGGCGUGGGGGGACCGAUCGGGGGAGAGGGUGGGGAUGGCGGUGCUGGGGGGCGUGGGGGAGGGGAGGAGCGCGGAGGGGGAUGGGGAGGGGGCGAGCGGGGGGAGAGAGGCGGCGAGCAGGGAGGCGGUGGGGAGCGUGGGGGGGGAGGAGGGGGCAGGGGGUCAAGCCGUGUGGAGGACGAUUGUAACCUCUAUGUGGGGUACCUGCCUCAGUCUGUGGACGACCAAGGGCUGUACUCUCUCUUUGCCCCGUACGGGCGCAUUCAGGAGACCAAGAUCAUCCGCGAUCGCAACACGGGCAUGAGCCGGGGGUUUGGGUUUGUGCGGUUUGUGGAGCGGCAGGCGGCAAUGGCGGCCACACAGGGGCUGAAUGGGUACCGCAUGGAGGGUAAGACCAUUGUCGUGCGCUCCACUGCCAAGAACCAGCAGGGCAGCGGCCCUGGUGGUCCCGGUGGGCCGGGAGGGCCGGGAGGAGGGAUGGGAGUAGCAGGGGCAGCACCAGGAGGCGGUGGUGUGGGUGGUGCUGGUCCCCACGGCCCACCUGGCCCCCACGGCCCCCCUGGCCCCCCUGGUCCGUAUGGGCCUUCUGGGCCUUCUGGUCCUCCUGGCUCUGCUGCUCCUGGUGGCGCUGGUCCUCCCCCGCACAUGGGCCCUCCCCCUCUGCGCCCCCCUUAUGGCCCCCCUCCCCCGUACCCUCCGCCUGGGUCUGUUGACCCUUCUGCUCCUCCCCCUCCCUGGGCUCACCCCCCUGGUGGCCCCCCUCCUCCGUUUGGCCUCUGCGGCCCACCUCCACCUGGCAACGUCCCUCCUCCCUAUGCCCCGCCUGGCUAUCCCGAAGGUGUGCCACCACCUCCGUUUCCCCCGUAUGGAGCAUCGGGCCCUCCCCCAGGUGCCUUCAUGCCGCAUGGCUUUGCUCCGGACUACCCGCCCCCGCCUGGUGCAUACCCGGGAAUGGUGGGCCCGCCUGGAGUGUAUGAGGACGUGGAAUUGCCCCCUGGGACUUCCACCCCGCCGCCUGGUGCGCCUGGCGAGGUGGGUGCAGCAGCAGAGCCCCCUCCUGGCAUGGAGCCUUCCUGUCCUCCUGCUCUCUAUCCCCAUAUGGAUCCUGCAGCAGCAGCAGCUGCAGCGGCGGCGGCGGCGGCGGCACAACAGCCUUCAUGGGCCCCCACGUCUGCAGCAGCAGCAGCAGCCAUGGCAGCAGCAGUGUCAGCUGGUGCAGUCAAGGGGGGGGCGCUGGUUGGUGGGGCAGGAAGCGAGGGACCGCUGGGAGGGGAGGGAGUGGGUGCGGGUGGCGAGAAAGAGUAUGCGCAGUUCAUGGCAGAAGUGGCAGGAGGCACUGGUGGAAAUGCAGGUGGUGGUGGUGCCCAGUGA